Molecule: messenger RNA, 1324 nt
Organism: Magnolia sinica
Lineage: Eukaryota; Viridiplantae; Streptophyta; Magnoliopsida; Magnoliales; Magnoliaceae
Exons: 6
Coding region: 162-980 (272 amino acids)
Biological process (GO): regulation of DNA-templated transcription
Cellular component (GO): nucleus
Molecular function (GO): protein heterodimerization activity
Source: RefSeq, a predicted model, not a curated record
UCUUUUGAUUUUGAUUUUGAUUUUGAUUUUUUUUUUUUUUUGAGAUUUGUAGUUGGAAUACUCUCUCGAUACGAAUUGGGUUUUCUCAUCUGAUAUAGAAAAAGGGAUUAGAUUGGUUUUCGGAUCGUUUUCUGAGGCUUUGAUGGGUGGAAUCUGACGCCAUGAGGAAGAAGCUAGAUACCCGUUUUCCGGCCUCUCGGAUUAAAAAGAUUAUGCAAGCAGAUGAUGAUGUUGGGAAGAUUGCAAUGGCGGUGCCUCUUUUAGUAUCUAAGGCAUUGGAAUUGUUUCUGCAAGAUCUCUGCGAUCGGACAUAUGACAUCACUCUCCAAAGAGGAGCAAAGACAAUGAGCUCUUUACAUUUGAAGCAGUGCGUGCAACGAUUUAAUGUAUUUGAUUUCCUAAGGGAAAUUGUGAGCAAAGUUCCAGACUUGGGUGGCUCUGAUGCUGCUGGUGAGGAUAGAUCUGUCACCAGGAGAAGGAAAGCUGUUGGUGAUGAAGACAAUGACAGCGAUGAGGAGUCCAAGAGGAGCAGAAUCCACGAAGCAGGCCACAGCAGCAGUGGCAGAGGGCGGAGGGGCCGAGGAAGAGGCCGUGGGCGAGGUCGGCCGCCAAUUGAAAGAGACAAUGCCCAAUAUGAUAAAUGCGAGGAUGAUCCAGACAUUUCUCCCCAUCACAAUGAAAAACCAAACUCACAUCUUGAGAGGCUAGAUGACGGCAUAGAGGCUAAAGAUUCGAAGGAAAACAUAGUCGCUGCCAGUACGAACGGUAUUGUGCGGAACUUCGAUUUGAACAUAGAAUUGAAUGAGAAUGAGGACACCUCGGCUGCAGCUGCUGCCUCUGUUCCAGGGCCAGAGAUCAAGCACGAGGAGUAUCCAGGUUGGUCACUCACUGACAUGGACAAAAUGGCGAUUGACCCAAUGCAGCUUGCACAACUCAAUGUACGGAUAGAUGAAGAUGAGGACUAUGACGAAGAAGGGUGAAAAUGGGACUGCAGGGCACUCAUGGGGGGCCCGUGCAGAUGUUGGCAACUCCAUCUCGGUAUGGAUGGUUUCUCACUCUUCUUGAGAGAAUUACUAGGAAGAAAUUUAGGAAACACCCACACACAAACACCCGUUUUGGGGAUGAUGAAAUUCUAGAGGGCUGAAUGGAGACUUCAGCUUCUUUAGAAGUUGUAUAAUAUUGUUGCUAUACUCACUAACAAGAGUACUUCUUAUUCUUGUUUUUGAACGACCCUCAAUUUGAGCGGUAUAAAGAUUCAUGGAUAUGUAGAAUAGAUAGUUGCUGCUCGAAGAAUCUCACAUGCUUAUUGAUUUCCUUUUCUUUC